This is a messenger RNA of Wallemia mellicola CBS 633.66, 690 nucleotides long. RefSeq names its product putative iron sulfur cluster assembly protein, mitochondrial precursor. Gene Ontology annotation, biological process: iron-sulfur cluster assembly; intracellular iron ion homeostasis. The transcript has 3 exons. Gene Ontology annotation, cellular component: cytoplasm; mitochondrial matrix. The record is from RefSeq and is a predicted model, not a curated record. Bases 64 to 633 code for a protein of 189 amino acids. Gene Ontology annotation, molecular function: ferrous iron binding; 2 iron, 2 sulfur cluster binding. NCBI's taxonomy places the organism in Eukaryota, Fungi, Basidiomycota, Wallemiomycetes, Wallemiales, Wallemiaceae.
AAAUUUAGCAUUUUUUGGUGAUGUCAACCUAUCAUCUUCGCUUGUUUAUAUACGACGAUCAUAAUGCUUGGAAAUAUCUUAAGAAGCACAACAAACGUAGUAACCAGAGGCGUUGCUAGACCAGCUAUUGCGCCACGCUCAGUUAUUAUGCCAUCAACUAGCCGUUUAUAUCAUGAACGUGUUAUGGAUCACUAUCAGAACCCACGUAACGUCGGCUCAUUAAACAAAAACGACAAAGACGUUGGUACUGGUAUCGUUGGUGCACCUGCCUGUGGCGACGUUAUGAAAUUACAAAUAAUGGUAGAUGACAGCGGAUUAAUCUCAGACGUAAAAUUUAAAACUUUCGGUUGUGGAUCAGCCAUCGCAUCUUCCUCAUUCAUGACGGAGAGAGUUAAGGGAUUGACUUUAGAUGAAGCAGGUGCUAUCAAGAACACUGAGAUCGCUAGAGAGUUAUCCCUCCCACCUGUCAAGUUGCACUGUUCCAUGUUAGCAGAAGAUGCUAUCCGCUCUGCUAUAAGGAACUACAAAUCCAAAGCACAAGAGAGAGGCACAUCAUUCACAGGCUCAAUUGAUGUAUCCCAAUCAGUUUCCACUGGUGAAACGACGGCUGAACCAAAACCAGGUGUUGUUUAAUUAUUUUUCAUUAUUUUAUAUUUGUAUUAACGACAUUAUAUUAUAUUUCUUAUUAUC